AGUACAAAAAACACGUCACUAACUAUUUCUAUUACCCUUCUUUCGAUCUCCCGCCACCUGCAACAGACCAUCAUUUCUUCUGAUUUUCUUGAAUUCCAAGUUCAAUUUUGCUUGAUCAAUUGCAGUUUCUGCAUUUUUUAUCUGUCAAUUUAAAAAGUUGAAGAUAUGGAUCAAAAUUCAGAAAUGCAGUACAAAUCAAUAAAACCUCGAGAUGUUUGCAUUGUUGCUGUUGCACGCACUCCAAUGGGUGGGCUUCUUGGUUCUUUAUCAACUCUAUCUGCCACCAAGCUUGGGUCUAUAGCUAUCGAGUGUGCUCUUAGAAGGGCAAGACUGGAUCCAUCAUUUGUACAAGAAGUGUUCUUUGGGAACGUUCUUAGUGCCAAUUUGGGACAGGCUCCUGCUAGACAGGCUGCUUUAGGCGCAGGAAUUCCUAACUCAGUCGUCUGCACAACCAUUAACAAAGUAUGCUCUUCAGGAAUGAAAGCCACCAUGCUUGCUGCUCAAAGUAUCCAAUUGGGUGCUAAUGAUGUUGUCGUGGCUGGGGGGAUGGAGAGUAUGUCUAAUGCGCCUAAGUACCUAGCCUUAGCCAGAACUGGAUCAAGGCUUGGACAUGACACCAUAAUCGAUGGAAUGCUGAAAGAUGGACUUUGGGAUGUUUACAACGAUUUUGGAAUGGGAAUCUGUGCGGAAAUGUGUGCUGAUAACUAUCAAUUUUCAAGAGAAGAACAGGAUUCAUAUGCUAUAAGGAGCUACGAGCGUGGUAUUGCUGCAAAGAACAGUGGCGCAUUUUCUUGGGAAAUAGCCCCGGUGAAGAUUUCUGGAAAUAGAGGAAAGCAAUCCACGAUUAUCGACAGGGAUGAUGGUCUUGAGAAGUUUGAUCCUUCCAAACUUAAGAAGCUUCCUCCUAGCUUUAAAAAGAACGGAGGCUCUGUCACUGCUGGGAAUGCGUCUCUUAUAAGUGACGGUGCUGCUGCAAUAGUAUUGGUCAGUGGAGAAACAGCCAAAAAGCUUGGACUCCAAGUGAUUGCAAAGAUCAAAGGUUUUGCUGAUGCAGCUCAGGCCCCUGAAUUGUUUACUACUGCUCCAGCUCUUGCAAUCCCAAAAGCUAUUUCAAAUGCUAGUUUGGAGCCUUCUCAAAUUGACUUCUAUGAGAUCAAUGAAGCUUUCGCUGUCGUUGCCCUUGCUAAUCAGAAACUUUUGGGGCUUGAUCCAGAAAAAGUCAAUGUGCAUGGUGGAGCUGUUUCUCUGGGACAUCCUUUAGGUUGCAGUGGAGCUCGAGUUUUGGUCACAUUGCUUGGUGUUCUAAGGCAGAAAAGAGCAAGAUACGGUGUUGCUGGCAUCUGCAAUGGAGGAGGAGGAGCCUCUGCUCUUGUCUUAGAGUUCAUAUCAAUGCCCAGUGCCAGUCGUUCAAGACUUUGAAACACUUUUAACUGGAGAAGAAUCUUCCUUUGGAAAUCCCUGGUUCAAGACUUUUAAAUUCUUACUGGAGAAAUGGAUAACCUUCAACUGAAGAGACAAAUGUAGGCAUACAAUUUUAAGAGUAACUGGAUCUCCUUGUGAUUUAUGUAAUCAUAUAAUUAAGCGGAGAUGAUUAGGUGAUUUACUCUAGGCAUGUAAUUGUAUGCUUGUGCUGGUCAAUGCAUGCACUGUGAGAACGAUUUGAGCCUCCAAUGUGGACUAAUGUAUUGUUCAAGAUAUGUAAGAGUAAAGUAUAUAAAGUUGGCAGGAAGGGUUUUAAGUUUA
Messenger RNA from Spinacia oleracea (spinach), 1743 nucleotides. RefSeq names its product acetyl-CoA acetyltransferase 2. Gene Ontology annotation, molecular function: acetyl-CoA C-acetyltransferase activity. NCBI's taxonomy places the organism in Eukaryota, Viridiplantae, Streptophyta, Magnoliopsida, Caryophyllales, Amaranthaceae. The record is from RefSeq and is a predicted model, not a curated record. Gene Ontology annotation, cellular component: mitochondrion. Gene Ontology annotation, biological process: fatty acid beta-oxidation. Bases 166 to 1419 code for a protein of 417 amino acids. The transcript is spliced from 15 exons.